This is a messenger RNA of Didymella exigua CBS 183.55, 2076 nucleotides long. RefSeq names its product acyl-CoA oxidase. Gene Ontology annotation, molecular function: FAD binding; acyl-CoA oxidase activity; fatty acid binding. Gene Ontology annotation, cellular component: peroxisome. Bases 1 to 2076 code for a protein of 691 amino acids. The record is from RefSeq and is a predicted model, not a curated record. NCBI's taxonomy places the organism in Eukaryota, Fungi, Ascomycota, Dothideomycetes, Pleosporales, Didymellaceae. The transcript has 3 exons. Gene Ontology annotation, biological process: fatty acid beta-oxidation using acyl-CoA oxidase; lipid homeostasis.
AUGUCCGACUUUACCGAUCACCUCAAGCCGGCUCACGAUGGAACAUCCACUCUACAAGCCGAACGCGAUGGCUCAGCGAUAAACGCUGAUGAGCUGGCAAAGCAUCUGCUGCGUCGUGACGGCUUCCUGCAGCGCCAGGAGAAAGUGCUCGGUGUUCUAAGCAGAGAGCAACUGUUCAAGAAAGGUCAGGAGCUCAAUCUGUCACGCCCCGAGCGAUAUCACCUAGGAUUGGCAAGGGCCAAAGCAAUACAAAGAAUCAUACGCAGGGAAGGCUGGGGUCACGCGGAUUACAGUAUGGCGGAAUACCUGACCGACGAAAUGUCGCCGUACUUUUUGCACAUGUCUAUGUUUGUUACCACAGUCCGCGAACAGGGCUCGGAGGAACAGCAAGCCUACUGGAUGCCUAAGAUCCUCGACCACGACAUCAUCGGCUGCUAUGCGCAGACUGAGCUUGGUCAUGGCAGUAACGUCCGCGGAUUGGAGACUACAGCAAGAUGGGACCCUAGAACGAAAGAGUUUGAUAUCCACAGCCCCUACCUCACCGCAAGCAAAUGGUGGAACGGAUCCAUGGGGCGAACAGCCACACAUGCUAUCGUUGUUGCACAGUUGCUGUUACCGAGCAGAGACGACCCGAACACCUACAACUCGCACGGCCCGCAAACAUUCCUGCUGCAAAUUCGUGACGCAAAGACUCACCAACCACUGUCAGGCAUAGCCGUAGGUGACAUCGGCCCGAAGUAUGGCUACGCAUCGAUGGACAACGGGUACAUGCUGUUUGACCACCACCGCGUCCCGAAAUCCGCAAUGUUGUCGCGUUACGCAGAAAUUUCGGAGGAAGUUGGGGUCUUCACACGGCGCGGUCAUCCGGCUGUAGUCUACGGAUCCCUGACUUUUGUGCGUGGUCAGAUUAUCAUGCAGGCGCGACUCGUGCUGGCGCGCGCCGUGACGGUCGCGGUGCGGUAUUGCAGCAUUCGUCGACAAUUCUCGGACCGUGAUUCCAAGUCGCACGAUGCGCCAGAAAUGAAGGUUCUCGACUAUCCCACGGUUCAGAUUCGGAUCCUACCACUACUUGCCACGACCUUUGCUUUGCAUUACACGGGAGAGUAUAUGUACAGACUCUACCACGAGUCCCGCUCAACAAUCGAGAAGGGUGACUUUGGGCCUCUGGCAGAGCUUCACAGCGCAUCCUCCGGACUGAAGUCACUAUGUACUACGCUCGCAGCUGACGGCAUCGAGAUCUGCCGGCGCGCGAUGGGCGGACAUGGCUUCGGUGGUGGCAGUGGUCUUAUUGGCCUGAACUCCGACUACCUUUCCAAGCCCACAGUAGAAGGUGACAAUUGGAUGAUAACCCAACAAGUGGCAUCAUACCUGAUUAAGAAGAUGCAACAAUGCGUAGAGAGCCCUGAUGCCGCCUCGAAGGAUCCGACAGACGAGCUCUUCAAGCACUAUCUACAAAACAAAGAUCAUAGGAUCCCAGAGUCUUAUCUUGACCCUCAAAAUGGAGAGAUCGAUGAUGCCAGUAUCGUCUCCGUCUUCCAGUGGCGAGCAGCAGCGCUUAGCUACACCGCAUACCAACACCGCGUCGAGCAGAAGAAGCCAUGGACGAAGAUGAUGAUCCAACUCCACGCGCUGUCUCGCGCUUACAGCGAGCAGAUCCUGAUCACCAACUUCUACAACGCGCUCAACUCCAUGCUGCAGCUGUCCAUUCCAACUCCAGAAGUACUCCGCAUCUGCUUCCGUCUCUUCGCGCUCUACACAAUGGAGCACUCAGCCACGUCAUUCAUUCUUACGACUUCCAUCUAUUCCUCCUGUCUCGCCGCGCAGCCAGAUUCUAUCCUAGAGCUGAUGUCGCAGCUCCGGCCGCACGCGGUCAAGUUGGUCGAUGCGUGGUCAAUACCGGACUUCUUACUCGACUCGGCGCUGGGCAGGUUUGAUGGCAAGGUGUAUGAGGAACUAUUCGACAUGGCGCAUCGCAGGAAUCCGCUCAACAAGGUCACGUUCAAUCCUGAUUAUCGGAGUGAGGAGAUCGUAUUGGGAAGUGGAGACGGAGGAAAGCAUAUUCUCGCAAAGCUUUGA